Molecule: messenger RNA, 729 nt
Organism: Brugia malayi
Lineage: Eukaryota; Metazoa; Nematoda; Chromadorea; Rhabditida; Onchocercidae
Product: Protein C20orf11 homolog, putative
Exons: 6
Coding region: 1-729 (242 amino acids)
Biological process (GO): proteasome-mediated ubiquitin-dependent protein catabolic process
Cellular component (GO): nucleus; cytoplasm
Molecular function (GO): protein binding
Source: RefSeq, a predicted model, not a curated record
AUGACAGGAGAAAUGGAAGGAAGUGGCGAGGGUGAAGUUCCAGCGAACACAGCAUCAAAUAGUACAGCUGGACCUGUUGGAUGGUAUGAUCGAUUCCAGGGAAUGAUUGCGGAUGAGUUGCCUCCAGAAUAUAUGAAAUUCCUUGUAUUGGACUAUUUAAUCUCUCAGGGACACAGGGAGGCAGCGGAAUAUUUGUGCGAAGACGCCUCUAUACCAUUCCCGAGAGACGCAAUUGAAAAUCUUGAUCAGCGAAUGCGUAUCCGUGAUGAUAUUGUAGAAGGAAAGAUACAGAGUGCAAUCGAAAAAGUUGUAAAAGUUGUCCCUGAUUUGUUGGAACGCAAUCCAGUUCUUCAUCUUCGUUUACUUCAGCAGCAUCUCAUUGAACUUAUUCGCAAUAAAAUGGUAGAGGAAGCCGUUGCUUUUACGCAGUCCAUUGUUGAAAAAGUGGAUGCACAUCCUGAAAUGGAAAAAGAAAUGCAAAAAGCUUUUGCAAUGAUUGCUUUUGAAAAACCUGAAGAUUCUCCAUAUACAUAUCUAUUGGAAAUGAGUCAUCGUCAGAUGGUUGCCAACGAUGUAAAUAGUGCCAUUCUGGAAGCUCUGAAUAAGCCGUCUGCACCGAAGCUAGAGAACCUUUUUCGACUGAUCUUAUGGUCCAAAAACGUGCUGAAGCAUAACGAUACACCGGAAAGCUUAGAGCGCCUUUUCAGUGGACAAGUAACUAAUAUUUGA